This is a messenger RNA of Bactrocera dorsalis (oriental fruit fly), 1202 nucleotides long. It is a transcript of the gene P32, whose product is annotated as complement component 1 Q subcomponent-binding protein, mitochondrial. Gene Ontology annotation, biological process: cytosolic ribosome assembly. Bases 104 to 916 code for a protein of 270 amino acids. The record is from RefSeq and is a predicted model, not a curated record. Gene Ontology annotation, cellular component: mitochondrial matrix. The transcript has 5 exons. NCBI's taxonomy places the organism in Eukaryota, Metazoa, Arthropoda, Insecta, Diptera, Tephritidae.
AGCAAAAUCAAAGUUGACAUUUACCAGCAGAAAAUCGUGUGAGGUUAAAUUAACAUCUGCAGCUGCAUUUAUCCCUAAAAUUUCAAAAUUUUAAACUUUCGCAAUGAGUAAUUUAACAAAAUCUGUACUUCGUUUCGGCAACGGUUUGAUUGCUGCCAACUCAAACAACGCAUUGAAAAAUGUUUUCGGUAAACGUGAUUUCACUCGCACGCUCUGGCACAUGUGCAAGAAUCCAGAAGUUUCUGGUGCCACCACCAAUGUCUUGAAUGUGCACAAGCCCAGCUUAAGCUGCAGCUGCGGUUGCGGUGGAGUAAAACAUUUGCACACCAAAGGCGAAAGGGAACUUGUGGAGUUCCUGACUGAAGAAAUAUUGGCGGAACGCAAAGCGCAAAAAAUCAAAACUAUUCCCACAACAAUAGAUGGAUUCAAUGUUAAGCUGGAUGGCGCCGAUGUUGAGUUAACCAAGACGAGUGAUAAGGAAAAAAUUGUCAUUAACUUCAAUGUCAACCACACUGUGGAUACUGAAGACGAACCUGAGUUGGACCCCAACGCGGAAAAGGCUGAAAUCGGUGAGAUGCGCAGUAAACCACGUUUUGAAAUUGACAUCGUUAAGGGCAACACAACCCUUUCAUUCACAUGCUCCUUCUUGGAAGGUACUCCACAAGAGGGCGAAUACAAUGACAUUUUUGGCAUUGAUGAGAUAUGUAUCUACCAAGGUGAAUGGAACGAUAAGGUUUAUGCUGUGGCCGGUGAUGUGCUCGAUGGCUACCUUUAUGACUUGCUGAUGAAUCUCUUGGAAGAGAAAGGUGUUAGCAAUGAAUUCGUUGAAAAACUUUCAGAUUUGGCUACUGCUUUCGAGCACAGUUCAUACAUCGGUUUGUUAGAAAGCCUUUCGAAGUUUACUUCUGGCAAAUAAAUGCUGCAUCUCUGCCAAUAAAUGCUGCACAGCGUUUAGUUACCAGUUCAUACAUCCCUAAGUGACAUAAAAUUUACGCUUAAAGUAUAAGAAUUAAUCACAUGAAGUGCAAAUCGAACAGGCAAACCAUAUUUUAUUUUCUGGAAGCUGCAUUUUCGUGUUAUGUAACUGUUAUAGCGACAUUGUAGAUCUUAAAUGUUUGCCAAUUUUUUUAUGUGGCCUAAUACAGUUUAAGUAUUGUUGAAUUAUUUCUUUGUUUUUAAUAAAUUGAUUUUUCUCAGAGCUA